AGCCCCCUAGCGCGCCUGCGCAGCGGGCCACCCUCCGCUUCCUCCUUCCCCUCCCCCUUCUUUCUCCCUAGCCCCCUCCCCCACUGCCCCCUCCCCCAAUUCUCCAUCCCCUUCCCUCCUGGUCUCGGAGGACCCCGUCCUACCCCGGUCUAUCUCGCCCGUAAUCUCCGCGAAGCCGUCGGUGCCACUCCCUGCCCAUGUGGGCCCCUGCGGGCUGCCCACGCUUGUCCCCCAGCUCCUGGUUCCUCUGGGCUUUCCCCUCGCCGGGGGUGGCUUUCUGAGCCGCCCGCUCCGUGCCCCUCUCUGCAGCCUCUCCUGCCAUUAGGGGCCCCCGUUUCCCCUCCCGGCGGCGGGGGGCUGCCCCCGGGGGGCUGGCGGAGCUGGGCCGCGGGGGCCCCGGGGCCGGCGGUGCCGGGGUCAUCGGGAUGAUGCGGACGCAGUGUCUGCUGGGGCUGCGCACGUUCGUGGCCUUCGCCGCCAAGCUGUGGAGCUUCUUCAUUUACCUUUUGCGGAGGCAGAUCCGCACGGUAAUUCAGUACCAAACUGUUCGAUAUGAUAUCCUUCCGUUAUCUCCUGUGUCCCGGAAUCGGCUAGGCCAGGUGAAGAGGAAGAUCCUGGUGCUGGAUCUGGAUGAGACACUUAUUCACUCCCAUCAUGAUGGGGUUCUGAGGCCUACAGUCCGACCUGGAACACCUCCUGACUUCAUCCUCAAGGUGGUAAUAGACAAACAUCCUGUCCGGUUUUUUGUACAUAAGAGGCCCCAUGUGGAUUUCUUCUUAGAAGUGGUGAGCCAGUGGUACGAGUUGGUAGUGUUCACAGCAAGCAUGGAGAUUUAUGGCUCUGCUGUGGCAGAUAAACUGGACAAUAGCAGAAGCAUUCUCAAGAGGAGAUACUACAGACAGCACUGCACUUUGGAAUUGGGCAGCUACAUCAAGGACCUCUCUGUGGUCCACAGUGACCUCUCUAGCAUUGUGAUCCUGGAUAACUCCCCAGGGGCUUACAGGAGCCAUCCAGACAAUGCCAUCCCCAUCAAGUCCUGGUUCAGUGAUCCCAGUGACACCGCCCUUCUUAACCUGCUCCCGAUGCUGGAUGCCCUCAGGUUCACCGCUGAUGUUCGCUCUGUGCUAAGCCGAAACCUUCACCAACAUAGGCUCUGGUGACAGCUGCUCCCCCUCCACCUGAAUUGGGGUGGGGGGGAAAGGGAGGGUGAGCCCUCGGGAUGCCGUCUGAUGCCCUGUCCAGUGGUGAGGACUGCCUGGGCAGGGUCUGCCCCUCCCUCCCCUCUCUGCCCUUGGAGCCCUGCACUCCCUGUGGAGUCUGGAUGGACACAUGGGCCAAACUCUGAAGCAGCCUCUCUCUAACUUCGUCUUCGCAAUCCCUGGAAACCCCAGACUGGAGGCCUAGGAGAGCCGAAACUGUCUGUGGUGGAGAGAGAGGACUGGCCAGAGUGAGACAGACAUUCGAUAAUCCGGGAGGCUCAGAGAGAAGCCAAGCCAGCUUUGUUGUGAUUUGAUUUUUUAAAAAACUGUUGUACAAAACUGAUCUAAUUCUUCACUCCAAGGUCUGGGUUGUGGGUGGGAAACUGGGAUUUGGGUCACUGGAUUUCCCCCAAACUUGUCCCCCCCUUACUUUUCUCUAUAUUUUCCUUUCCUAGAUUCCCUCAGACCUGUAACCAGCUUUCUCUCUCUGUUUUUCCUCACCUCUCCUCUCUUUUAAACCAUGUAUUAUAACUUUAAAACCAAAGCUGCCCCAGGUCCUUCUCUGGGGUUUUGGGACAUGAAGGGCAGAGGGGAGAGACUGCUGCUGGUCCUAGGGGUAGGGUGAAAAGGUGGGAGAGUGAACAUCUACAUCAAAUGCUUUUGCGGGAAGCAUCUUAGUGACAAGAUGGGAGUCCUGGCUAGGAGUGGAAGGACAACUGUAUGUCCUGAGGGAACCUGAGCUUCAGAGCAAUAGGACACAGAUGUAUGAAAGGAGAAACCUAAACACCAGAAAAAGCAUGUAGCUGGAGAAAGACCGGGCUGGGGGACUGAGGGACUUGA
Molecule: messenger RNA, 2039 nt
Organism: Molossus molossus (Pallas's mastiff bat)
Lineage: Eukaryota; Metazoa; Chordata; Mammalia; Chiroptera; Molossidae
Gene: CTDNEP1
Product: CTD nuclear envelope phosphatase 1
Exons: 8
Coding region: 426-1160 (244 amino acids)
Molecular function (GO): protein serine/threonine phosphatase activity
Source: RefSeq, a predicted model, not a curated record